UUUUUGAGUAUUUUUCUGAGCGUAUAAAUACGCAAUCUAAAUUUCCAUUUUCCAUUUAAAUAAAAGGAUUUAGUUCAUAAGUUUUAAAAUUAUUAUGAAAAAAUGUCUGAUUUAGAACCAUGUCCAGUUUGUCGGAAUAAACCUAGUCAUCCAAUAAAACUUCCAUGUAACCAUAUAUUUUGUUUUUUAUGUGCAAAAGGUUCUAUUUUACAUAAUCAAAAAUGUCCAUUAUGUCGUCAACAUAUAUCACUAUCAUUUCUUAAUAAUCCUCAAUUGGUUCAAACGGAAUCCAUUUCAGAAAACACCCAUCUCGAUAAUGAUUAUCAUUGGUUUUACGAAGGCCAUAAUGGAUGGUGGCUUUAUGAUGAACAAACAUCAAAAGAAAUUGAAAACGCUUUCCAACAAAAAGAACUUUUUAUUGAAGUUCUUAUAGCAGGUUAUAUUUAUAUUAUUGAUUUAGAACAAAUGGUUCAAUAUCGCAAAGGAAUGCCCAACAAAUUGAGAAAAAUUCAACGAGCUAAAACCGAUACAAAUGUCAAAGGAAUUGCUGGCCUUAGAACACAUCCUCAUUCACGAUCUAAUCUUGUUCAAUAGAUUGUUAAUUUAUUUGAUUUAUAUUACUGUAAUUAAAUAAACAUCAUUUUUUUCACAUAAA
Molecule: messenger RNA, 655 nt
Organism: Dermatophagoides pteronyssinus (European house dust mite)
Lineage: Eukaryota; Metazoa; Arthropoda; Arachnida; Sarcoptiformes; Pyroglyphidae
Product: E3 ubiquitin-protein ligase rnf146-like
Biological process (GO): ubiquitin-dependent protein catabolic process; Wnt signaling pathway
Cellular component (GO): nucleus; cytoplasm
Molecular function (GO): zinc ion binding; ubiquitin protein ligase activity; poly-ADP-D-ribose binding
Source: RefSeq, a predicted model, not a curated record